CAGAAGUUGACGUUUCAGUUGUGCGCUAUGGGUUGAUUAUUUUUGGAUUUUAGUUAAAUAAAAUAUGGCUCAAUUGCUUUAUGUCAUUGCUAGCUUACACGUGUUACUAUGCCCAUUUACAAAAGUCGAAGAAAGUUUCAAUAUACAAGCAUUUCACGAUAUUUUAUAUCAUCGACAUAACCUCUCACAGUACGACCACAAUGAGUUCCCGGGGGUGGUGCCGCGUACAUUCGUCGGGCCGCUUAUUAUUUCGGCUCUAUCGGCACCUAUGGCCGCAAUUUUUCAUCUGUUUGGAAUAAAUAAGUUUUGGAUGCAGUAUGUUGUGCGUCUAGUAUUAGCACUGACAGUGAUUGGAGCAUGGACGCGGCUGAGGAACACGCUGCAGAAACAGUUUGGGAACACAUUUGCUUGGUGGUUCACUUUAAUAACAGUCACUCAGUACCACUUCAUGUUUUACAUGAGCCGUCCACUACCUAAUAUUCUAGCAUUACCCCUUGUGUUGCUAGCCUUUGAAGGAUGGAUAUCAGGCAAGCGCAGGCAGUUCCUGAUAUCAGCGGGGGCCAGCAUGAUCAUCUUCCGGUCUGAGCUGGCCGUUCUGUUCGGACUGUUCCUUGUCAUUGAUAUGUACUUUAAGAAGAUCGACUUCCAAACGUUGCUCAAGAUAGUGUUGCCGGCGGGCGCGGGCCUGGUGGCGCUGACCGUGGUGGUGGACUCCGUGUUCUGGGGGCGGCUGCUGUGGCCCGAGGCCGAGGUGUUCUGGUACAACACCGUGUUGAACAAGAGCUCGGAUUGGGGUACUUCCCCAUUCCUCUGGUACCUAUACUCGGCGCUGCCCCGCGGGCUCGGCCCGAGCCUGCUCCUAGCGCCCCUAGGCGCGUACCUAGACAAACGAAUGGUGCAAGUGGUCGCUCCGGCCCUUGUCUACGUGCUGCUGUAUUCAAUGUUGCCGCAUAAAGAGCUGCGGUUCAUUAUAUAUGUGUUCCCGUUGUUCAAUAUGGCGUCCGCUGCGGCCUGCUCUUAUAUAUUCACUCGCCGAACGAAAGCACCGAUCUUCGAGCUCCUGUUCUGGGGCACCGUUGUGGUGGUGGUCGGCAAUGUGCUGCUGUCGGUCGCCUUCGUGUCCGUGGCCAUGACCAACUACCCGGGUGGGGUCGCCAUGACGAGAUUCCACAAGCUCCUAAAGAACGAACCAUACGUCCACGUACAUAUCAGCAACUUGGCAGCACAGACCGGCGUCACCAGGUUCACACAGAUCCACGACCAUUGGCAAUACAGCAAAAACGAAUCUCUCGACGCGGAACAAUUACAACAGUACACCCACCUCCUAAUAGAAGCUAAGAGUAAAUAUUCACCUAACCUCAAAGCAUUCACACAUACGCAUACAGUUCUAGAGGGUAUAGAGACAUUUUCUGCAAUUUCACUAAAUUAUAAAAUUUUACCUCCGAUCAAAAUAAAAACUCGCCCAGCGCUGUUUAUUCUACAGAGGAGAGAUUUUCGUGAAUAUCCACAAGGUCAUAAACUACGUAUUGAUAGCGGUGGUCGAGAGGAACCGGAUUUAAGUAGACCUCCUGACGACGGUAUGUACAAUGAAUUGGAAACAGAAUAUACUAAUUAUGAUAGUUCUGAAUCUGAAGGUGUGCCAGAUGAAGAACAAUUUGAAGAAGAAGUACGGAUAGUUGAAAUUGAGGAGCCAAUAGUUAAAGCAGAAAAUAUUGUUGAAACUGAAGAAGAAUCUCCUGCAAACGACGAGACAGCAAAUGAUGCAAGUGAUCUACCCGUCGAAGAUAGUAUGGGCGAAAUAGACAACACACUACCUGUUCAAGAAAUUGAAGAGAAGGCAGAAUCUAAAAAGUCAAAAGUUAAGAAAGCAAUUGAAGAGUUAAAAAGUUUGAGGAAAGAGAAAAAACGAAAAGCGAUAGCGAAAAUAAAAUCUGAAACUCGAAAAGAGGUUGUGGCAUCUGCGAAAGAAAAGCUUAGGGAGUUGAUGAGACGACACAAAAAGAUCGCGGAGGAACUCUCUGAUGACGGCGUUGGUGCAGAACAUAUAGUUGAAGUUGAUGGCAGAGGUGAUAUACCUGAAGAAAUACAGGAAACCGUCGUGGAAGAACUAACUCAACUUGAUACUGAAAAUCAAAUUGAAAAGGAUCAAGAUGUAACUAAAAAUAUUAAAGUUAGUGACGAAACGGCGGGCACAAAUAAAAUCAUAGACGAAAUAGUGGAAGAAGUUAUAGCUAGACUUAUAGAUAGGAAAAUAUAUGACCAUAAAACUAAACCGGAGGAUAUCAAAGCCGAGGACAGGCAAGUGAUCCAACAGAUUGUAGUAGAGGUCUUAGCAGAGAAAAUGAACUAUACUAGAUUUGAUCAGUAAUUGUUUUUAGUAUUUACUGACAUUGUUACAGUUACUAAUUUGAUCUCGGAUAUAGUUAUCUAACGGUCUACUUUACCGUCAGAUUAAAAUAACUACGUACACAGCAAAUUUUGAGAUAUGCAGCCCUGGUUUGAAUACUUCUAUCCAGAACAUUAUUAUAUAUUAACCUUUUCGACGCCGUAUCAAACAAAAGCUGUCACUCGGACGCCACGUAACCGAAGUGUCUAAACUGAAAUUGAACUUUAUGCAAAUGCACGUAGGUCUAUGUUGCUCUGUGGUCUGUGACCUAUUAAUCAGUCUUUGGCAUUGGACCUGCGGUGCAGAUAUAUCGGUCAUUAGCGUCCAAAAGGUUAAAUCAUAUUUAUAUCGGGUCUAUUAUGUAACCUGCUUAGCAGCAUCGGAAAUAAAUGUAGCAAAAUGAAUUCGCGAUAGACCUGUCGAUAACUAUGAUUUAAUAUGUAUUCAAAACGAGACAACGAAACGAAACGUUUAUGUACGAAAUAUCAUUUGAUAUUUGCCAGUCGCUUUUCGGUGAAGGAAAACAUCGUGAGGAAACCGGACUAAUCCCAAUAAGGCCUAGUUUACCCUCUGGGUUGGAAGGUCAGAUGGCAGUCGCUUUCGUAAAACUAGUGCCUACGUCAAAUCAUGGGAUUAGUUGUCAAGCGGACCCCAGGCUCCCAUGAGCCGUGGCAGAAUGCCGGGAUAACGCGAGGAAGAAGAAGAAGGUGUAUUCAAAACGAGGAAGUUUUAAAUGUUAUAUCCUAUCCAGAGAAGUUUAAUAUCGCUACAUUUCAAUGUUCGAAUCUUUAGAACAAUUUAUGAUUAUUCAAUGCAUUUUACAGGUAACAGCAUUUCUCUAAUACAUAGCAUUUUAUACUAAUGCAAUAUUUUACUGUUAGCAUUUAAUGGCAAGAUAUCUAGUCACAUAUCCGAAAAAUCUGUCUAUUGUUGAAUUUGUCGUUGUGUAUUUAUUAUUAAGAUUUUCUUACGAUGUGUAAAUAAAACGAUUAAUAAUUA
Cydia fagiglandana is the source of this 3385-nucleotide messenger RNA. It is a transcript of the gene Alg12, whose product is annotated as probable Dol-P-Man:Man(7)GlcNAc(2)-PP-Dol alpha-1,6-mannosyltransferase. The transcript is spliced from 8 exons. Gene Ontology annotation, cellular component: endoplasmic reticulum membrane. Lineage: Eukaryota; Metazoa; Arthropoda; Insecta; Lepidoptera; Tortricidae. Gene Ontology annotation, biological process: protein N-linked glycosylation. Bases 65 to 2368 code for a protein of 767 amino acids. The record is from RefSeq and is a predicted model, not a curated record. Gene Ontology annotation, molecular function: alpha-1,6-mannosyltransferase activity.